Messenger RNA from Talaromyces rugulosus, 1704 nucleotides. RefSeq lists its product as uncharacterized. The transcript is spliced from 3 exons. Lineage: Eukaryota; Fungi; Ascomycota; Eurotiomycetes; Eurotiales; Trichocomaceae. Gene Ontology annotation, molecular function: ATP binding; ligase activity, forming carbon-nitrogen bonds. The record is from RefSeq and is a predicted model, not a curated record. The coding region runs from base 1 to 1704 and encodes 567 amino acids. Gene Ontology annotation, biological process: tRNA processing.
AUGGCGAGUUUACUCAAGCAAAAACCGUACGGACCUAUCACGGUACAGCAAUUCUAUCAAAGCCUCGAGACCGCAUGGAGGGGCAAUCCGCAAUACACGCGUUCCCGGCGCCUGGCACGCCGUAUGGGAAUUGCUGUUAGUGGAGGUGCCGAUUCAAUGAUCUUGGCUGGGUUGUGCAGACAGUUGCAACUAGCUAAGCCAGAGCUGGAGCUCUUCUUCAAAGCUUUUAUUGUCGACCACAAGGCACGUAAAGAGAGUUCCGAGGAAGCACUGAAAGUUUUCGGGUGGUUAAAAAAUCUUGGCAUAGAAUCUCAAAUACUGCCAUUGACAUGGUCGUCAGAAAAAGACGUCACCGAAGUAACUGCCUUUGAAACUUCUGCUCGACAGAAACGCUACCUCGCUCUUGGCCAAGCAUGCCAUACCGACCAGCUGGCGGCGUUACUCACAGGUCACCAUGCGGAUGACAACGUGGAGACGGCAAUCCUAAGAUUAUGCCAACGUUCAGGGCGUCAGGGGCUGACUGGAAUAUCUCCUUUGAGUCGAAUUCCCGAAUGUCAACAUGUAUGGGGUAUCUCAGGUAGUGGGCAUUUUGAGAAAAUCGCAAGUCGAAACAAUGGGAAGCGGCAAAUUUCCAAAGGCAGCAUUUCUUUUGAUAUGGCCGCAGGGGGUGCCUUGCUUUGCAGACCACUGUUGCCAUAUACAAAGUCCAGAAUACUAGAUACUUGUGAACAAUUACAGAUUCCAUACGUUACCGAUCCCACCAAUUUCGACACAACACUAACGGUGCGCAACACGAUUCGAAGUUUACUUUCGGGUAACAAGCUGCCUCGUGCCUUCCAACCUCCUUCCAUGGAAGCAUUUUUAUCAAGAAAUCGAGCUUCGUUGCAUGAUAUGAUGAGACAGACAGACUCUCUGCUACGGGAAUGUAAGCUCCUCGAAUUUUUCGCCGAGUCUAGUACCAUGAAAAUCCAAUUUCCAGCGCUCGAUCAGUCGCACCCCUUGAUGUCGUCCGAGAGGGAUUCCCGACUAUUAGCAGCUAGUUUGCGCCGUAUAACAGAACUGAUAUCACCUCUUGAUCACAAAUCUCUUCCUCUCCACAAAUAUGCCGCCUUGGCCAGGGCGAUCUUUGCAGGUCGACAACCAGACGACUUCGCAAUCGCGGGAGCUCACUACCGGUUAGUGUCUGUCAGACAUAAAGGAGCCAAAAAUGUUUGGCAUGUGUCAAGACUCCCAUUCAGAGCCUAUUCAUCUCCUGAGCUUGUCGUCUCGGAGCUGCAUAACGAGCGAUUUUCCACUCCAGUCCUUUGGGACUCCCGAUACUGGCUCCAAUUCCGGCUCAAAUCGAAAACAGAAAGCGAUUUAUCUACCUCAGUGACUGUCCGUAGUUUGAGCAAAGAGGAUAUGAUCCCAAUAUCGCAUGCACUAGAGAUAUACGGGCACUCUAAGGAAAUCUUUAGUGUGGUGGCACCGUAUAAAUCCCGGUUCACCUUGCCCGUUGUCACAACUAAGCACACUACACCUGAUGAAAGUGUAAAGGAGAAAUACCUUGCUCUUCCCACUCUUGGACUGAAUCUAUCGGGGAGCACAGGUCUUGGAAUCCAGUGCCAGUGGGGGUAUAAGACAGUUGAUGUGAAGGCACUGGAACUUCUUGGUUGGCUCAAACCGAAUAGGAAUGGUUCCAUUAACUCUGAGGUAUUCGUUUGA